CUUUCUGAACCAGGAUAUUGCGCUCACUCUCGCCGCCGCCUGUACCAUCUCUCUGAAUUUUCCGGGAUUUUUAACUCCAAAAACGGAUUCUACAAUUCCACUUCUGUCCGAUCAAUUGGCGCCUACCACGAACUUCUCCAGAACUCUUGUUUUUCCACUUUAGCAUCCAAUGGAAAAGGAGAGGAAUCCAAAAAUUCGAAUCAGAAUGGAGGUGAUCGUUCGUGGAUUGAUGUUUAUUUGCCGGAGAAAGCACGGCCUUACGCGAAUCUUGCUCGGCUUGACAAGCCAAUCGGGACUUGGCUUCUGGCUUGGCCGUGUAUGUGGUCCAUUACCAUGGCAGCAGCUCCAGGGAGCCUUCCAGAUAUUAAGAUGAUGAUGCUUUUUGGUACAGGGGCAUUGCUUUUGCGUGGUGCAGGGUGCACUAUUAAUGAUUUACUUGAUAGGGAUAUCGAUACUAAGGUAGAAAGGACAAGGUUGAGGCCCAUUGCUAGCGGCGUGCUAACACCAUUUCAAGGAAUUUGUUUUCUUGGUUUUCAGUUGCUUCUGGGCUUGGGGAUUCUUCUGCAACUGAACAAUUUUAGCCGUGUUUUGGGAGCUUCAUCUUUGCUGCUCGUCUUUUCAUACCCUCUGAUGAAGAGAUUUACAUUCUGGCCUCAGGCCUAUCUUGGUUUGACAUUUAAUUGGGGUGCUUUGCUUGGCUGGGCCGCUGUUAAAGGAAGUCUUGAUCCUGCUGUUGUACUCCCUCUUUAUGCUUCCGGUGUAUUUUGGACACUUGUAUAUGAUACAAUAUAUGCACAUCAGGAUAAAGAAGACGAUCAGAGAGUGGGUGUCAAAUCAACAGCCUUGAGAUUUGGGGACUCAACCAAAGAAUGGGUUACGGGCUUUGGAAUAGCAUGUAUUGGUAGCCUUGCUCUUAGUGGAUAUAACGCUAAUCUUGAGUGGCCAUAUUACACAUUCUUAGCUGCUGCAUCUGCCCAAUUAGCUUGGCAGAUAAUGACAGUGGACCUUGCAAAUCGUGCUGAUUGCAACAGAAAAUUUUGUUCCAACAAGUGGUUUGGCGCUAUUGUUUGCAGUGGGAUUCUAUUUGGACGACUGUUAACCUGAUGGUAUAGGUAGCUUUCCACAAAGCAAAUGGCGGAGGUUGAUUACAUGAAGAAAUGGGACUUCACUAUUACAUUAUUGUGGUCAAAUUGCGUCGCAUGUAUCACAAAAACAGGAUGUCAGCAUACGAAUUCUCUCGCCUUCUCAACUAUACAGAUACAAAUAGGAAUUUUUCAUCACCUUUUGGUUUUCAAUUUAGUGAACAGUAGAAGACUACAUUAGCUUACAGCAAACCUGGAGACUGUAACCUUACACUACAGAGAAAACGCUAGUAACAGAGGUACUUUUGAAGGUAAUUUCACAAGUGCGAGACAUUAUUUGGUAGCAGCUGGUGGAAAUUAGUAGUACCACCAAGAUAGUAAUGCAGAGGUGCACAGGUGUUCUAUUUGACACGUGUGUACCAUACUGGAUUACUGCUGUUGUAAUAUUCACUUGCUCAUGGCGGUACCAGUGUCUGUAUAGAAGGUCAGAACCAUUUAGUUUCUUCUUCAAGCAAUAUUAUUUGUAAUUCAAAGAUACAUAUCUUGUUGAUCUACCUAAUAUUUGAUUCGUGGCAUCGUCAUGAAGAGACUAGAAGAAUUAUUGUACCUCUGGUGGGUUUUUGGCAACA
Sesamum indicum (sesame) is the source of this 1711-nucleotide messenger RNA. It is a transcript of the gene PPT1, whose product is annotated as polyprenyltransferase 1. Gene Ontology annotation, biological process: ubiquinone biosynthetic process. Gene Ontology annotation, molecular function: 4-hydroxybenzoate polyprenyltransferase activity. NCBI's taxonomy places the organism in Eukaryota, Viridiplantae, Streptophyta, Magnoliopsida, Lamiales, Pedaliaceae. Gene Ontology annotation, cellular component: mitochondrial inner membrane. The record is from RefSeq and is a predicted model, not a curated record.